UUAUUUCUAACCACAUUUUAAAUGGCUGUCAAAUCAACUUCGUCACUCUCUAUACUAGAGGAGCUCCUCACUUGUUCUGUCUGUCUUGAAUUCUUUACCCACCCUAAGAUGUUAUCCUGUCAUCAUUCUUUCUGCCAGACUUGUCUAGAGAAAUUAGAGAAUGCCCAUUCAUUUCUCUGUCCUACUUGUCGUUGUCGUACACAAGUACCUGAUGGAGAAGUAGCUGGCCUUCCUACUGCUUUCUACCUUGUCAAGUGUAAAGAGAUACACAGUCAAAUGAAGAAGGAGACCAAAUGUCAUAACUGUGACAAAAGCAAUGCUACUGGCUACUGUAAAAUGUGCCACGAAUCACUUUGCAUUAGCUGUAUUGAAGUACAUAACAGGUGGAGUAGGUUCUCUGACCAUAAGAUAGUUGACAUCAUUUUGGUACAGAAUUUACUAUCAACUGUUGAGCAGUUUAGAGAAGUAAAAGGUGCACUGACUGAUAGCACAAAGAAAGAAAGAGAGGCCAGACAAGGUGGAGAAGGUCAUGGGGAUUGUGAGCAGUGGGAGAAUAUUGAUAAGUUACUUCACCUUUUGACUGGAGAAGGAAAAUCCAUUGAAAGUGUUCAUAAUGAUGAUGAAGUAGAACUUUUACUAAUAGAACUAAAUCGUCUUCUACUUAGGCAAGAUUCAAAUGCUGUUUUGACAAACUAUUAUGGAGCUGCUAUCUCUCGUACUGCCCUGCAGGAGUGUGUCGUGAAAGUAAGUAAAGUUACUUGUACUGAUGCAAUGUUGCUCUCAUUCUCUCUGUUGAUUCAAUUACCUGCUUCUGUCAUCAUUCCAGUCUCUUCAAUCAAGUGUCGGUUAAUUCCAAUGAUUAAAGAAAAGGAGCAACAUAAAGACAAGUAUAAGAUCACAACCACUAGUGCCCCUGGAAUAUAUAAAGUUGAUUGCUGUCCAUUGGCUAGUGGUGCUCAUAGUUUAUCAGUUCAUAUUUAUGAUGUGCAGCUUGAGUCUGUAUCACUGAUGGUUCCUUUCAACCCUCACUUUGAUACCAUAGCUCCAGCUCGUGCCAUAUAUGGAUUCGGGUCAGUAUCUAGUGUUGCUGUUAGUAAUGAUGGUCUUAUUAUUUUUACCGAGCACCAGCAUAUCGAUCAAAAUCACUUGCAUUUUAUUAAGUGUUUUAACUCCCAGGAUAAUAUUGUACCAGAAGCAGCUUCUGUCAUAAAGUCUUACGAUGUAGAUCAAUUUGUUUGUGCAUCACUUAAGAAUGAUGUCAUUGUCAUAACAGAACAAUCUGCUGAAAUUUUGACAUUAAAAGGAGAAUUAGUUAGGAAGAUGACCGAUUCUAUUACCUUCACUAGAUGUCUUAGUUGUGCUGUCGUUUCAUCUAUAACUGGCUACAUAUACAUUGCUGAUAAUAAUGAUGUUUACAUUUUGUCUUCUGAUCUAAGAUUCAUUCGCUCCUUUGGUGGUUACGGAUCAAAAAAUGGAAAGUUUUAUGAAGCCAAAGGUGUUGCUAUUGCAGUCAUUGAUGGUGAGGAGUUUCUGUAUGUCACUGAUAGAUGUAAUCAUCGCAUUCAAAAGUUCACUUAUCUUGGGGAAUACCUGUCUACUUUUGGGACACAGGGAUCUGAUCCUGGCCAGCUGAAGAACCCUUAUGGUAUUGCCAUUGGUACUGGCAAUCUCCUCUAUAUAACAGAGUGUGGAAAUCAUCGUAUCUCAAUAUUCACUUUUGGAGGGGAUUUUGUUCGUUGCUUCGGAGGUCAAGGUAAUAAUAUUGACCAGUUUAGUAACCCAAGAGGAAUAACAUUUGAUAAUAAUGGAGUAAUGUAUGUUUAUGACUGCAACAGAUUAUUACUGUAUUGAAUAGUCUUAAUUUCUGCCACUUAAACUACAUAUUGAUUAAAUUUGAUUUAUUGAAGUUAUUUUUUGAAGUGAGCAAUACAAUUUAU
This is a messenger RNA of Amphimedon queenslandica, 1937 nucleotides long. Its product is annotated as E3 ubiquitin-protein ligase TRIM71-like. Gene Ontology annotation, molecular function: protein binding; zinc ion binding; ubiquitin protein ligase activity. NCBI's taxonomy places the organism in Eukaryota, Metazoa, Porifera, Demospongiae, Haplosclerida, Niphatidae. Bases 22 to 1851 code for a protein of 609 amino acids. Gene Ontology annotation, biological process: innate immune response; positive regulation of type I interferon-mediated signaling pathway. The transcript has a single exon. Gene Ontology annotation, cellular component: nucleoplasm. The record is from RefSeq and is a predicted model, not a curated record.